Mangifera indica (mango) is the source of this 1748-nucleotide messenger RNA. RefSeq names its product protein PIN-LIKES 1-like. Gene Ontology annotation, cellular component: membrane. The record is from RefSeq and is a predicted model, not a curated record. The coding region runs from base 389 to 1537 and encodes 382 amino acids. The transcript is spliced from 10 exons. Lineage: Eukaryota; Viridiplantae; Streptophyta; Magnoliopsida; Sapindales; Anacardiaceae. Gene Ontology annotation, biological process: endoplasmic reticulum to cytosol auxin transport.
CAGCCUUAGGUGCAAUUGAGGAUGAGACGCGCUUCUAUGUUCUGUAUUGCCAAAAAUAGAUAAAAACUCGGUGCAAUUUCUUCGCUAUCAGUGUUUUUUCUUGUGGUUCACGAACACUGCGUAUAUAACGAUUAAAUUCAAAUGUUAGUGCUACGAGGUAGCCUUUUUUUGUGAGCUAGUCCUGAGUUGGCACCGAGCCUGCAAAGAGGCUUCAAAGAAAAAGCCUCCUUUAUUCUUCCCUACUUUGGUGUGUGUUUGUUCUGUUUUCAGGUGAAGCAACCGUAGCGUUCCGAUUGAAGUCGGUCUUAAAUGCAAACGUGGGCCUGAAACGGUGUUGUAUUAAGAAUAUUUAAUUCAUUUUCGUUGGUGAUCCGUAGAGAUAGAGAAGAUGGGACUUCUGGAUCUCUUCAUCGCUGCAUCAAUUCCAAUACUGAAAGUUUUACUAAUAACUGCACUUGGCUCCUAUCUAGCUUUGGAUCAUGUCAAUGUUUUGAGUGAAGAUGCCAGGAAGCAUAUAAACAAUGUCGUAUUUUAUGUCUUCAACCCAGCGCUUGUGUACUCCAGCCUUGCUGGAACUAUCACAUAUGAAAGCAUGGUCAAGUUGUGGUUCAUGCCGAUCAAUGUUCUCAUUACAUUUCUAGUUGGCUCAAUCCUUGGAUGGAUAGUCGUCCUGUUUACAAGGCCUCCCUCACAUUUGCGGGGGCUUAUUUUGGGUUGUUGUGCUGCAGGAAAUUUGGGGAACUUGCCUCUUAUUAUACUCCCAGCAGUUUGUAAAGAAAAAGGGAGUCCAUUUGGACCUGCAUGUAGCUCAUUCGGGUUGGCUUAUGCUUCUCUGUCAAUGGCGCUUGGAGCCAUUUAUUUGUGGUCUUAUGUGUACAACAUUGUCCGGGUAACUUCAACUAGGAGCACAGGAGAAUCUGAAACUGGAGGUAACUCUUUCAAAGGAGAAUCGAAUUCAGGCAUGGGGGAGUGCAGGGAGCCGCUACUUUCUUCCAAGGAUGAACUUGCGUUGCCCCAAACUACAUCUAAGGUGGAAGUUUCAUGUACAAUUAAGGAAAGAGUCAAGUUGGUGUUCACGAAGAUUAAUCUGAAGGCUUUGCUUGCACCUUCUACCGCUGGAGCGCUUGCUGGAUUUGUAAUCGGACUUGUCCCUCUGAUGCGAAAAUCAUUGAUUGGUGAAACUGCUCCUCUUCGUGUUAUUCAUGAUUCUGCUUCUUUACUGGGAGAUGGAGCCAUCCCCACCGUCACACUGAUUGUUGGAGCAAACCUUCUCAGAGGUCUUAAAGGGUCUGGAAUUAGCAAAACCAUUGUUGUGGGCAUCGUAGUCACUCGUUAUGUUGCCCUGCCUCUGAUUGGCAUUCUCAUUGUGAAAGGGGCACACCAGUUUGGCUUAGUGCACUCUGAUCCUCUGUAUCAAUUUAUUCUUCUGCUUCAAUUUGCAAUGCCACCAGCCAUGAACAUCGGUGCCAAUAUUUCUAACGCUUUGGUACCAUCACUCAAUUAUUUGGAGCAGGUGAAAGUGAAUGCUCUGUUAUAAUGCUUUGGACUUAUGGUUUGGCUUCAAUAUCCCUUACUCUUUGGUCGACAUUCUUUAUGUGGCUUGUGUCUUAAAUUUUAAUUCCUUCCUGCUAUUGAGAGUGGUACAUUCGCCAUCAUGGCAACUUAUUUUCAUGCUAAAAUACAUUAUUCCAAAUUGUAAUUUCAAAUUUUGUAUUCAGUUAUAUUCAAGAGGAUUAUUAAAGGCCAAA